Chlorella variabilis is the source of this 1403-nucleotide messenger RNA. RefSeq lists its product as hypothetical. Gene Ontology annotation, cellular component: eukaryotic translation initiation factor 4F complex. Gene Ontology annotation, molecular function: mRNA binding; translation initiation factor activity. NCBI's taxonomy places the organism in Eukaryota, Viridiplantae, Chlorophyta, Trebouxiophyceae, Chlorellales, Chlorellaceae. The record is from RefSeq and is a predicted model, not a curated record. The coding region runs from base 69 to 1073 and encodes 334 amino acids. The transcript is spliced from 7 exons.
AGGCUGAGGGCCCCAAGACGAUUGAGGAGAUCCAUCGCGAGGAGGCCCUCAAGCGGAGCCGGAGUGCCAUGCUAGACCGGCAGCAGUCAGGUCGCGGCGAUUCCUUCCGCGGGCCACGCGGCGGACCCCCGCCAGGGCGGCCUCCCUUUGACAACCGCGUUGAUGCGCCAAUCCGGGCCAUGAACCGCGUCGGCUCCAACGAUUUCCUGGGGCCUGGCGGCCAGCAGAGCUUCCGACCAGGGGGCAGGCCUGGGCCGCAGCGCGGUGGCGACAGGGCGGGUUCUGCAGCUGCUGGACCCCAAGAACGGCAGUCUUCUGGGCGGCAGCAGGGGCCACCUGCGCCGCCUGCUCGUGGUGAGCGUGCGCCCGAGCCUGCUGCAGCGGCAGAGCCUGAGCCGGAGCCGGAGCCUGAGCCUGAGCCUGCAUCUGUGGACGGCCUGUCUGAGGACGAGGUGCGGACCAAGGCCAAGGCACUCUUGGCGGAGCUGUACAACACCAAGGACGUUAAGGAAGGCAUCAUCUGCAUCAAGGAGCUUGUGGAUCUGGGUGCGGAUGUGCCAUUGUUGUACGAGGUCAUGAUGACCACGAGCCUGGAGACCAAGGGCACUGACUGGGACAUGCUGGCGGCACUGCUGCGCAGCUGCGCGGAGGAAAGCGUGCUGCAGAGCGCUGAUUUGGAGCGUGGUGCGCGGCAGCUGCUGGACAACUUGGAUGAUCUAUCCGUCGAUGUGCCCAAGGCACCGGUGCAGGUUGGUGCCAUCUUGGGCGAACUGGUGGCAUCCGGCAGCGCCGACCUGCGUGCGCUUUUGGAACACAUUCGCACUGCAGACGCAAACCCCGAUGAAAUCCAGGACGGCGAGGAUACAAUGCUUGUGGGUGGUGGUGGCGCAGCCAAGACGGUGGGCAGCUUGCUGCAGAAGCUGGCGGAACUCAAGGGCGAGGAAGCGGCGCACGAGGCGUGGCAGGCCACUGGCGAGCAGCUAGCAGCCUUCCUGCCGCAGGCCGACCGCGAGGAUGAAGCUGCAGUCAAGAGCCUGGCAGAGAAGUUUGGCCUGCUGUCGAUAGCUUGCUGAGGGCCGACGCUGCCUCAUGCAAGCCCCGUUUAUUUCCCGCUGCUUCUUCCCUGCUCCUGUUGUCUCCUUGUCCGCUGGUUCCUCUCUCUGCACUCGGUGGUGUCAGCUUAAGACAGUGCUGCCCCGUCCCCUGUGUGUUUACAACUGCCAACUAGCUUCUGUUCCGCUUUCCUCGCCACUCUAUUUUACAGUUUUGGUGUUGGAUUUUCUUUGCCCGGACCAUCGGGCGCAUUGCCCUUCGACAUGUUGCCGAGCGCUCACAAGUUCUGCCCCAAGCUUUCUGACUUACAAUGGCUUGACGUUGGUGCCAGACAUGCAACCGAGAGCAAC